CCCCACCCACCCCCAGUCCAAUUCCUUCAGCACUCCCCGUGAAACCACUCAGGGGAGCGGAGGCUGGGCCUUUUCUCUCCCUGGUGUCACAGACUGACCAUCCCCCCUGUUAUCAGGACUGAGACCUGGGAACCAACGUACAGCAGACACUGUGGGCAGGCGAGUUAGCUCGUGAGCGAUAAAGCCGCGAGGGUAACCUGACAGAGGGUAACCUGUGCACUCUCAGCCCCCCCCCCCCCCUCCUCCCCAUUUCCCCCAGUAUCCUGGGGGUCCCUCAGCCUCCAGUUCCCAUCUGCUCCGUUUGCAGGGUCAGGGUCAGCUGAGAUUACCGCCACUGCACACUCUCUCACCCUGUCGAUAUUUACCAAUUCUGCUAAUGUGAGAGAGAUUGAGAGCUCGGCGUGGUGUCUGAAGAGGGAGAAUUGGGAAAGUAUGGAAUGAACCAGAGCUUUGAAUCAAGUGCCAACCUGUGUUUCCUGGAGAGGUUGCGACUGGGACAGCGUUGGCGUUAACCCCCGCAUGGGCACGUUCUUCUACAGCGAUGCUGAGCUGAAUUCCCAGCUCCAGGAAUCUGCGCGCUCGCUGCUCUGGGAAUAUGACAGCGACGGAUCCAGCCACAGCUUCCCGGAGACCGAGUGCCCUCCGCCCGACCAGGGCUUCAUCAAUUACCUGCUGGCCCAGCAGAGCAGCUCCGAGCUGCAGCUCCCCACAUUCCAGCCCCGCUCGUCCCGGAGUUUCCAGCCCACCCUGGACGAGAUCGAGGAGUUCCUCCUGGAGAAGACCGGCCUGUCGCUGAAGGGGGAGGUGUCAGACCCCGGCCGCUGGCCUGUCCGAUUGAACCAGGAGGCGCAGGGAGGCUGCCCGGUCCUGGGAGCCUCGGAGGGUCAGCAGUUGCAGCCGCAGCAGCAGCAGCCUGGGGAUGGGGAGCAGCUCCCCCUGCCCUCACCGGGUCCCUCCGCCCUCCUCCUGCAGCUGCAGUGUGUGAAGGAGGGGCACGGGCUGCUGCCCCAACUCCUGGUCAGUGUCCAGGGACAGACCUACGCCCUGGUGCCCCAGGUCACCCCCUCUGCGCCCCCCCGACAGUUCGUCCGCAUCGCUGCCAAGCUGUCGGCCCAGGGGCAGCGUGAAUCGCCCAGCAAAGCGGCCCCCUUCACCCCUCCCGAGCUGCUGAAGGUGCACAAGUGUUCCUUCCCUGGCUGCAGCAAGAUGUACAGUAAGAGCAGUCACCUCAAGGCCCACAACCGGCGGCACACUGGAGAAAAACCCUUCGCCUGCACCUGGCCCGGCUGCGACUGGAGGUUUUCCCGAUCUGAUGAACUAUCGCGACACAAGCGCUCACACUCUGGGAUUAAACCCUAUCAGUGUUUGGUGUGUGGGAAGAGGUUCGCUCGCAGUGACCACCUGUCCAAACACGUCAAGGUCCAUCGCUUCCCGCGGUGCAGCCGAGGGACGCAGGCUGCAAACUGACUCUCUGCCCCCCUCCCAGAGCACCUGGACAAGGAGUGGAGCCAGAGCCUGGGUGUCAGGGACAGGAAUACCGAACCGCAGGAGCCUGGUUAUAAACCUGCUGACGGACAUGGAAUCGGAUCCGACUGUCCGGUGUUUACAGGUCUCCGAGUCCGGGACAUCGAUCCGACACCAGCAGUCGUGGGCUUCAGAAACAGGAGCACGGACUGAACGGGAUCAGUCGCACCUGGGGGAGGCUUGAUCAGGGAAAGCUGCUAUAUAAAUGUAAACGUUGUUGUUGGGUCACAGAUUCCCCGAUUCCCAAAGGUUUUUCAGAUUUCCCACCCCCGGCCCCAGUUCAAAACUCUGUGUUCCUCUCGGCUCACCCCCCCCCCUCAAAAAAUCCCCCACAGACUGGGGGCAGGGACCCCACCACCCCCCUCCCCUCCACCCGAUCCCCCCACAGACUGGAGGGGGUAUCUGUCUGUCCCUGAGGGGGGGGUAUCUGUCUGUCCCUGAGGGGGGGU
Molecule: messenger RNA, 1973 nt
Organism: Carcharodon carcharias (great white shark)
Lineage: Eukaryota; Metazoa; Chordata; Chondrichthyes; Lamniformes; Lamnidae
Product: Krueppel-like factor 15
Exons: 3
Coding region: 520-1467 (315 amino acids)
Biological process (GO): regulation of transcription by RNA polymerase II
Molecular function (GO): RNA polymerase II cis-regulatory region sequence-specific DNA binding; DNA-binding transcription factor activity, RNA polymerase II-specific
Source: RefSeq, a predicted model, not a curated record